This is a messenger RNA of Fraxinus pennsylvanica, 1473 nucleotides long. The record is from the annotation of a GenBank genome assembly. NCBI's taxonomy places the organism in Eukaryota, Viridiplantae, Streptophyta, Magnoliopsida, Lamiales, Oleaceae.
AUGGUGAUGAUUGAUCAGUAUAUUUUGGGUGGAUUUGUUGCUUCUCUAUUUGGGUUUGUUUUGUUGUGUAACUUGAGGAGAAAGAUAAAGAAGAACAAUGGUUCAAAGAUUGUACGUAAAGAUCAAUGCAUUAAGACCUCCAAUGAUGGAAUUCAUCGGCUGGCGGUCGACGGCGUAAGUACGGACGUAAUUAUUGUCGGUGCUGGCGUCGCUGGGGCGGCUUUGGCUUAUACACUUGGAAAAGAGGGACGAAGAGUUCAUGUUAUAGAAAGAGAUUUAACCGAGCCAGAUCGGAUUGUUGGUGAACUUCUACAGCCUGGAGGAUAUUUGAAAUUAAUUGAGUUAGGUCUUAAAGAUUGUUUGCAAGAUAUUGAUGCUCAACAAGUUUUUGGAUAUGCCCUUUACAUGGAUGGUAAAAGCACUAAGCUGUCUUAUCCACUGGAGAAAUUCAAUUCAGAUGUCUCAGGAAGAAGUUUUCAUAAUGGCCGUUUUAUACAAAGGAUGAGAGAAAAGGCUGCAACCCUUCCUAAUGUGAGAUUGGAACAAGGAACGGUAACAUCGUUGCUUGAAGAAGAAGGGACAAUCAAAGGAGUGCAAUAUAAGACUAAGAAUGGCGAGGAAAUAACUGCAAGUGCUCCUCUCACCAUUGUAUGCGAUGGCUGUUUCUCAAACUUGAGACGCUCUCUUUGUACUCCGAAGGUGGAUGUCCCCUCAUGUUUUGUUGGUUUGGUCCUGGAAAAUUGUGAUCUCCCAUUUGCAAACCACGGACAUGUUGUUCUUGCGGACCCUUCGCCUAUCUUAUUUUAUCCUAUCAGCAGCACUGAAGUUCGUUGCUUGGUUGAUGUCCCGGGACAAAAGGUGCCUUCCAUUGCUAAUGGUGAAAUGGCCACAUAUUUGAAGACUGUGGUGGCUCCUCAGAUUCCUUCUCAGCUCUAUGAUGCAUUUAUAGCAGCAAUUGACAAAGGAAAAAUAAAAACAAUGCCAAACAGAAAUAUUGUUGUUAUCCGAGAUCUUCUUCGACCUAUACAUGAUCUUAAUGAUGCUACAACCCUAUCCAAGUAUCUUGAAUCGUUCUAUACCCUCAGAAAGCCUGUAGCAUCUACUAUAAAUACACUGGCUGGUGCACUUUACAAAGUAUUUUGUGCAUCAUCAGAUCAGGCAAGGAAAGAAAUGCGUGAAGCAUGUUUUGGCUACUUGAGCCUUGGAGGCAUUUUCUCUAAUGGCCCUGUGUCUUUACUCUCUGGUCUAAAUCCGCGCCCUUUGAGUCUGGUGCUCCAUUUCUUUGCUGUGGCUGUCUAUGGUGUUAGCCGCUUAUUUCUUCCAUUCCCUACACCAAAACGGAUUUGGUUAGGGGCUAGAUUGCUUUCGGGCGCAUCUGGAAUUAUUUUUCCUAUUAUGAAUGCAGAGGGAUUUAGACAAAUGUUCUUCCCUGCUACUGUUCCAGCCUACUACAGAUCUCCCCCUGUUAAUUAA